Humulus lupulus (European hop) is the source of this 482-nucleotide messenger RNA. RefSeq lists its product as uncharacterized. NCBI's taxonomy places the organism in Eukaryota, Viridiplantae, Streptophyta, Magnoliopsida, Rosales, Cannabaceae. The transcript is spliced from 2 exons. Bases 71 to 385 code for a protein of 104 amino acids. The record is from RefSeq and is a predicted model, not a curated record.
CAAACAAAGAAGCGGUGAUGUUACAGUUUCAUCAUCUCUUUUUCUCAAUUCUCUGACUGAACAGUGAGCUAUGCAAGAGAUCACAGUCUCAUCCCCUGCUUCGCCGCCGCCGACCACCGCCGCCGCCGCCACCACCAAGAGACAUGGUGAUCGUGGUAAUGUCCAAACGACGUCGCUCACCGCUAAACAGGGUUGCCUAUCUUUCUUAGUCUCCUUGAAAGAGGGUUAUCAUUACUUCAAGGCCUCCAUUUUUGGCUUGACUAAGAAAGCCACUGCAAGAAAUGAGAGGGAAGCAACUGAAGCUGAGCUCAGAGCUGAAAAGAUGCAAGUUGAGGCUGCUGAUGCUGCUGAGGAUGCCAAAGCCAAAAUCCACAAAUCUGCCUAAUCCCUAAAUUAAUUAUUUAUUUAUUUGUUUUUAAUUAAGCUCAUAUUAGUUGUACUGUAUUAGUCUACAAAUGUUUUUAUAAUGUGAUAUUAUUAUA